CGAGUGCCGCUGCUGCCGAGCCGAGAGAGUCGGAGGACGGAGCUGAGCCUAGUCCGCAGUUGGAGUCCGCCAGGCGGAGGGUGUUCAGUGUCGGUUCCACGGUUCUCGUCGUCUCUGCGUGCGUAAGGACUCGACUGCCUCGCCGGUGCUUUGUAAUUCAUUGUUACCCGAUUAUCCUCUUCCUCGUUCUCCCCCACGUUCCGCGUCAAUCCUCCGACACCACGUGCUGUCUAUUAUAUUGUUUACACGGUGUAUGCAUGUAUGUACUGCUGAGGAUUGAUGAGGGAACUGUACUAUCACUAGAAUAACGAGUGGUGGACUCGAGUGUUUCUCAGCUCCUAUUACACGCAAAGAAUAAAAUCGCGCGCAUAGAUGAGUGAGCGGAAGAAUCGGCGCAGCGCGUUCUUCGAAGAUAAUAAACAGGUUUAGGUAUAAAACUGGUACGGACAAUAUCGGCACCGUGAAAAACUGCUGACAAUAUGUGUGGGGCGAUGUGGAAUUCGCUGCUCCUUAUUGCCGCCGUGAGCUCUUUCGCAGUUAUAGUGCUCGCGGAUUUCGACCAGGUGCCGAUCACGCGGAGAGAUGACAAGUGCUACAACGAAACUACCGGAAGAGCGCAGAGGUGUAUUCCCUCGUUUCUGAACGCUGCGUUCAGUGUUCCCAUGGAGGCGACAAAUACCUGCGGUGAAAACGGUAUUCCUACCGAAUACUGCAAACAGACCGGAGUCCAGCAAAAAUCGUGCGAUUUUUGCCAGGCGGGUGAUCACCCUGCCUCUUACCUAACGGACCUUGGAAAUAACGAUAACGCUACGUGGUGGCAGUCGGAAACAAUGUACGAGGCGGUUCAGUAUCCCAACCAGGUCAACCUGACCCUUCACCUGGGAAAAACUUACGACAUUACGUACGUCCGGAUACUUUUCAUAUCACCGCGACCCGAAAGCUUGGGUAUAUACAAGAGGAAGAACGAGAAAUCCCCCUGGCAACCGUACCAGUUUUAUUCGGCUACCUGCAGGGACACCUACGGACUUCCCGACUCCAAGGAAACCGUUCGCGGCGAUGAUACGAGAGUUUUGUGCAGCUCCGAGUACUCGGACAUAUCUCCCCUCACCGGCGGCAACGUAGCCUUUUCCACCCUCGAAGGACGACCCUCUGCUUACUGGUUUGAGACCAACCCGGAACUGCAGGAAUGGGUCCAAGCCAGCGACUUGAGGAUCACUUUGGAUCGUCUGAACACGUUCGGUGACGAGGUAUUCGGGGAUGAUCAGGUGCUAAAAUCUUAUUACUACGCCAUCGCUGAAGUAGCGGUUGGUGCACGUUGCACCUGCAACGGACACGCAGGCGAAUGUGUUCAAAGUACCGGUAUCGACGGAUCAACUCGCCGCGUUUGUCGCUGUGAACACAACACCGCUGGACCCGAUUGCAACGAGUGUUUACCAUUUUACAAUGACGCACCCUGGGCUCGAGCCACGUCGUUUAACGCCAAUGAAUGCAAAGCUUGCAACUGUAACGGCUACUCAGAUCGAUGUUACUUUGAUAAUGAACUGUACAAAGCUACUGGACACGGAGGGCACUGUUUGGACUGUAAUUUGAAUCGCGACGGUGCUAAUUGUGAAAGAUGUCGUGAAAAUUUCUACGAACGUUCUGAAGACGGCUAUUGCAUUCCUUGCAAUUGUCAUGAAACUGGUUCAAGAAGCUUGCAGUGUAACAGUGAAGGCAAGUGCCAGUGCAAACCUGGUGUCACCGGAGACAAAUGUGAUCGUUGUGCUCCCAAUUUUUAUAACUUUGGAUCACUUGGUUGUACUUCCUGUGAGUGUAACAUUGCUGGUUCAUUGGGUAACGUUGAAAGAUGUGACCCACACACCGGAGACUGCCAGUGCAAGGAAAAUGUUGAAGGAAAACGUUGUCGCGAGUGUCGUCCUGGCUUCUUCAAUCUUGCUCUUUCAAAUGUAUUCGGGUGCACCCCGUGCUUCUGUUAUGGGCAUUCAUCAGUCUGUGAGUCUGAAUCUGGAUAUUCUAAAGUUGUUAUUGAGAGCAUGUUUGCUAGAGGUACCGAGCGCUGGUCAGCGGAAGUCAAUGGCAGACGUUUACCACUCAAUUACGACUCACUGACACAAUCUAUCAGUGUUUCAGCCCAAGAUCGUGAAGAUGUGUAUUUCGUUGCACCUGACAGAUUUCUCGGCGAUCAACGUGCGUCUUACAAUCAAGAUCUGACUUUCAAAUUGAGGAUAGGAGAUAGAGGUGCGGCACCAACGGUACGUGACGUAAUUCUUGAAGGAAGGAAUGGGCAGCCGAUUGCCCAACCAAUAUUCGGACAGAACAACCCUUCGCCGUCUGGUGUAUUUAUGGAAUACAGAUUUAGACUGCACGAGCAUCCUGAUUAUGGUUGGCUUCCGCAAUUAUCAUCGCGAGAUUUCAUGUCCGUAUUGUCUAAUUUGACCGCGAUCAAAAUCCGCGGAACUUACACUCACAAAGGCAAAGGAUUCUUGGAUGACGUAAUGCUAGAAACAGCACAUCGUGGCGCGCCUGGUGAACCGGCGGAUUGGAUAGAGCACUGCACCUGUCCUCAGGGAUACAUUGGUCAAUUUUGUGAAUCCUGCUCGCCAGGUUUCCACCAUGAACCCUCAAACGGUGGUCCAUUCGCGCUUUGUGUACCGUGUAACUGUAACGGACAUGCCGACAUCUGUGAAGCUGAAACAGGCCAGUGUAUUUGCCAGCAUCACACUUCGGGAGAUAAUUGUCAGCACUGUCAACGUGGAUAUUAUGGGUACCCAUUAAAGGGGACAGCUGAUGAUUGCAAACCAUGCCCUUGCCCAGAUCAAGGACAUUGCAUUCUACUUGAUAAUAAUGCCGACCCAAUUUGUUCGGAAUGUCCUCUAGGACGUACAGGUGCCCGCUGCGAAGUUUGCUCUGAUGGUUACUUUGGUGACCCUGAAAAUAACCAAAAGUGCAAGCCUUGUGAGUGUAAUAACAAUAUCGACCUGAAUGCGGUGCGAAACUGUAAUCAACUUACGGGAGAGUGUUUAAAGUGCGUGAACAACACAGCUGGCUUUAACUGCGAGGAAUGUCUUCCAGGAUAUUAUGGUGAUGCCUUAUCUGAUCGUAAAGAGGAUGGCUGUGUAGCGUGUGAGUGUUAUGCUCCAGGCACGCAGGAACUUGACGACGGAAGUAUUGCUCCGUGUGACCAAUUGACAGGUUAUUGUAGAUGCAAGCCUCAUGUGACUGGCCAUAACUGCGACAAGUGUGAGGACGGAUAUUAUAAUAUUGCUAGCGGAGAGGGUUGCGCUCCGUGUAACUGUGACCCUGAAGGAUCGCAUGGUCGGACUUGUGACGCACUGACAGGACAAUGUCAAUGUAAACCUGGUGUAACAUCUCAACGUUGCGAUGCCUGUUUGCCCUACCAAUACGGAUUUGGUAAUGAAGGAUGCAAGCGCUGUGACUGCGAUGAAAUUGGUUCACAAGAAUUGCAAUGUGGUCCAGAUGGGCAGUGCCCAUGUCUACAAAAUGUGGAAGGUCGACGUUGUGAUCGAUGCAAAGAAAAUAAGUAUGACCGGCAGCGUGGAUGUAUAGACUGUCCUCCUUGUUACAACCUGGUUCAAGAUGCCAUAAAUGCGCAUCGGAGACGAUUAGAUGAUUUAGAAGAUACAUUAAGAAAAAUCGGUGGCUCUCAAACUGCGUUUAAAAAGGAUACGGACUUUGAAAAAGAAUUAAAGAACGUUCAAGAUCGUGUCAAAACGUUGUUACAAAAUGCUCAACAAAAUUCUGGAAGUAACGAGAAAUCUCUAGUUGAACAGUUGGAUGACUUGCGUAAUCUUCUGAACGAGAUAGAUGACAAUUCACGUGAGGUCGAAUUUAUUGCUGACAAAGCUAACGAGACCGCUACUGAUGGCCAAAUGAGUAUUGAAGAGGCCGAAACAGUGUUGGAUACAAUUCACGAACAGCUGUCUGAAGCUGAAGCUUAUUUAGCGACUGAAGGCCGAACUGCACUAGAAGAUGCUAGAAAAAGAGCCGAGGAAGUUGGCCAGCAAAAUAAUCAGAUGACCGCUAUUGCGCAGAAGGCACGUGAACUAGCGGAUAUUAACACGAACGAAGCUAAGAAAGUUUAUGACAUUGCAAAUAAUGCAAAAAAUAGAACACUGCAAGCUUAUAAUCUGGCAAAACAAGCUAUGUAUAAAAAUACCAACAUAAGCGAUGAGAUUCGAGUAUUGGAUAAUGAACUCCAGUCACUCAAGGAUAAAUUUAAUAAAGUCAAGGAUCUCACAAAAAUUACAGCUAAUAAAUCUGCCUCAGUUCUAAAAGAAGCAUUGGUGAUAUCAAUUGUAAAUCUUAGUAUUCCAACCAUUGAUAUUAAUGAACUUCAAAGGCAAGCCGAUAUCAUCAGUAACGAGGGAUUGAGCAUAAAAGAGCGAGCGCAACUAUUACUUGAAAACAAUGAUGAUUUACUGAGAGAAAUAAGUGAGAAAAUUUUGAACAGUGAAAAGUUAUUGGAAAGAGCGAGAGAUCAACAAGAAGCGAUUGGCGAACUAUUCUUGGAAGCGGACGAUGCGAAUGCAAAGGUUGAUGAAGCUGUUAAAAGGGGUGAUCACACUCUUAAAGAAGCCCAAGAAACGCACAAGAAAUUGAGCGAAUUUGACGAAGAAGUUCGACGAGAACAAGUGAUAGCACAAGCAUCCUUGCGUGACAUUGACGAGAUCAGAAAACUGAUUGAAGAAGCUUUUAACAAAACUAAAUCAGCUGAUCAAACUCUGAAUGGAGCUGAAGUUAAUGCAGUCAAGGCAAGGAAUAUCGCUAAAGAAGCGCAGGAAAACUACGCGAAUAAAGCAAGUGAAAAUGCCAAUAGAAUCAGGAAUGAAGCGAAUCGAACAAAAUCCAAAGCCUUUACUUUGGGUCAAGAAUCAGCAAACCUACAACUUAGGCUAGGAUUCACAGAGAGUCUUAUCAAGGAACAAGAAGAACAGGCAGCUAGGGACGCUAACAUUACUAGCGAGGCGAAACAAAAGGUCGGUCAAUCGAAAACCAAUGUUGGUGUUGCAUCCCAACAAGUUGAUAAAGCACUUACAGAAGUAGCAGAGAUUAUAAAGGAACUAGAGGCUUUGCCCGAAAUAAACGAGGCAGACUUGGAUCGUUUGGAAGAACGACUUAAUGCAGCUGAGGAGCAAAUAAAAGCUGCUAAUUUGGAUGAAAGAAUUCGUGCCUUGACACUGGCGAAAAAUGUUCAAAUUCAGUGGGUUAAAAAUUAUGAAGAAGAAGUCGAAAGGCUUAAACUUGAAGUUGAUAAUAUAGAAACUAUUAAAUUAGCUCUUCCAACGGAAUGCUUUAAACGAGUCCGUCUUGAACCUUAGACUUUCAUCACGUCUGAUACAAUAUGCCCUAGAAUACUUAAAAAAAAUCAUGAAUUUUACGUUUCAUUUACUUGAAUGAAACCAGAGCUAACAAGUCAAAUUAUACACAAUCCAGUAUCG
Molecule: messenger RNA, 5459 nt
Organism: Diprion similis
Lineage: Eukaryota; Metazoa; Arthropoda; Insecta; Hymenoptera; Diprionidae
Gene: LanB2
Product: laminin subunit gamma-1
Exons: 26
Coding region: 480-5339 (1619 amino acids)
Source: RefSeq, a predicted model, not a curated record